CAUUUCACUGGAACACGCAGCCAUCACGCGGCAAUUGACUGAAGAUUAUCCACGAAUGCAUAACAGCUCCCGAACACUCGCCACAUAAACUGUUCCAAGUGACAUUCCAAUUAUUCUGUCAUCGAACGUUUGAUAGGUUUCGUCUUCGACCAUUCUCUCGGUACAGUGUGUUCCAUUUAACAACAGUGCAAAAUAAAAUUAAUGUAUCAAGUAACACUGGUGUGAAACUGACACGGCAUAAUGUUGUCUGCAACGAAAGUAACGACGGAUAAAUCAAUUGAACGUGAAAUCCAUUCUGAUUCAAAAGAUACUUCGAUAAUUAUGAAGAAGCUAAAGCAUAACACACCUGUUUCUCUUGACAAUUAUAAAACAAAUGAAAAAUGUGAAAUGAAAGAAACGAAAAAGAAACAGGAAAAAAUAUCAGAAAAGAAAUUGGAAAAGACGCAAAUGCAAGAUGAAAAUUCGCUAGUUUUAAAACCAGAACAUUCCAAGCCUAAAACCUUAGAGUCGAAAAAUAUCGAAUCAAGGAAAGAAAGGGAUAAAACGGAAGAGAAAGAAACAAAAAGUUUAAGCGGUGCUUCUUCCAAUCAAACCAAUGUUCCAGAGUGCAAAAUGAUUCCUAUUACCGAUAAAUACCAAGUCCAGAAGCCUUCAAACGUUGCAGUUCCUCGAAAAUGUCCCCCUCUAUCUGCGCCGCUUUUGAGCGAACGUCCACUUGUUCUAGCGACGCAUCUUGUGCCUUCGCUGCCGAUUAGCUUCUUCGAAGUGCUCGUGGAAGCAAUAGAAGUCGCUACAGGAAAACCAGUGGUGCUGCUGCACGAAUCCAGAAGCGAUAGACCAGUCGCGAAAGACGUUGCGGAUAUUGCUAUUUUACCAGCAAGUGAAAAGUGGGAAGAUGGUAAACUUCUGUCUGCAAGUUUCUGUUUUGAACACUAUCUUAAUAAAAGCAAUUCACCGUGUAUUUAUGCCGAUGUUGUUGUGGCUGCAGAUCGUGCAUCACAUGUAGAAGACAUUACAGAUCUUCGUGGUUAUAGAUGUUCCCUUCCAGAUCGAAAGAAAAACAUCGGAGCAGCAACAUUGUUAUUUAAUUAUUUACAUACCAAAGGUGAAAGCCCAGCCUUCUUCGGCAACAUUCUUGAUGCUGACACACAGAUCGCUACGCUGCAAAUGGUUGCAGGAAAACAAGCAGACAUUGGAAUUUUAGAAUCUCCUGUUAUUAAAUGUCAUAAAAACACAUUACCGGGAAUUGAUUCGCUUCAUAUUUUAACAAGUUUAGGACCCUUACCACCUUACCGUAUCAUGACAAACAGGGCAUUUUCAGUUUCACUCAGAAGGAAAAUUACAAUUUACUUAUUAAAGAUAAAUCAGCACAAAGAAUGGGUAGAUAGAUUUGCUCCUUUUGGUCUUACUGGAUUUACAACAAAUUUUGAGCAAUUGUACAAGCAGCCAGGUGGCGUAAAAUCAGUAGUUACAAGUGUACCGUAUUACUGAAGACUACAUUAUUCUUACCGUAUUAUUUAUAGGCGCACGCGUAAUUAUACAUACAUCACUUAUUGUUUUUACACUUCUUUGCAUUUUUAUUCUUCACACAUUAAAGAUUUAAUAAAUAUGAUAUUCAAACAAU
This is a messenger RNA of Eufriesea mexicana, 1624 nucleotides long. RefSeq lists its product as uncharacterized. The coding region runs from base 241 to 1491 and encodes 416 amino acids. The transcript is spliced from 8 exons. The record is from RefSeq and is a predicted model, not a curated record. Lineage: Eukaryota; Metazoa; Arthropoda; Insecta; Hymenoptera; Apidae.